Penicillium manginii is the source of this 750-nucleotide messenger RNA. Its product is annotated as EGFR-like transmembrane domain-containing protein. The transcript has 4 exons. The record is from RefSeq and is a predicted model, not a curated record. The coding region runs from base 1 to 750 and encodes 249 amino acids. Lineage: Eukaryota; Fungi; Ascomycota; Eurotiomycetes; Eurotiales; Aspergillaceae.
AUGGCUUCCAGUACUUCAGACUACGCUGCCUAUGUCACAAACACUGAUUUUAUAGGCUGGGACAUUGCACCAACGCCCACACCGGUUAUCUGUUUGAACAGUGGCGUAUGGACAACAAGCGGGUCUUUCGGAGACUGCAGUUCGACGUCAGGCCAAGAGUUUGCUACGUCCUGCUAUCAGGGGUCCAGCUUAGUGAGGGGAUCGAAUACAGAAGCAUGCGGAGUUGAUUCAACGUGCGAUUACCAAAGAAUCUUCUCCACGACCGGUCAAGAUGCCCGAGAUGCUAAAACAAGAUACGGCUGCGUGAGCAACUUUGCUGCGAACAAUAUCUAUCGCACACUUCCCUCGCAGUGGCUAGCAACCACGACGUCGGGUGAGGCGAGUACUUCAUCAUCAACCACUUCAUCCUCAUCGACCGAGACCAGCGCCGCCGCGUCUUCGAACUCCUCCAGCUCGGGUAUAAGUGGUGUUGCAAUCGCAGGAAUUGUCGUCGGCUGUGUGGCAGCAGGUGUUAUCAUUGCACUGGCCCUCGUAUUCCGGAGGAGACUUUUAGCUUGCUGUGGGUAUAGCAAGAAUAUGCAAGUGAAAGCCAACCCGUCAUGGUCUCCUAUGUACGAGCAACAAAACACGCAAGGUGCAUUUCAGUCACAGCAGCAGCACUCGUAUACUCGGCCGCAGCCGUUGGAAAUUUCGGCGCAGCGGGAACCUCGUGAGCUAGGUGAUUCCCGUGUGUCAAGGCCGGUUCGAUGA